Molecule: messenger RNA, 9131 nt
Organism: Salvelinus fontinalis (brook trout)
Lineage: Eukaryota; Metazoa; Chordata; Actinopteri; Salmoniformes; Salmonidae
Product: myotubularin-related protein 1-like
Exons: 16
Coding region: 3800-5614 (604 amino acids)
Biological process (GO): dephosphorylation
Molecular function (GO): phosphatidylinositol-3,5-bisphosphate 3-phosphatase activity
Source: RefSeq, a predicted model, not a curated record
AUAUAGCUUUUCCGGUGUCGCUACAAAACUGUUCGUGUUACUAGCUACACUGUUCUGAUGAUUUUGCACUGGGCAGUAGAAAUAUAAGAACGAAUUCCCCUUUUCGUAGGCUGCAGACAUUGUUUGUCAUAUGUUACAAAACGUUUAGAAUGUUAGUACAGCGUUCGUUAUGUUUGAGUAUUGGCUCUUGGGCGGUGUAUAGGCCUAUCGUUGUAGAAAAGUGACUUGUUCUUUCCUAGGCAAUAGCCUGCCUGCAUGCAUUUAGGUACUUGUUUGACAUGUUGUUAGUGUUAUUUUCAAAGAGUUUAACGUUUGAUUUUCAAAGCGUUUCAUUGUGCUGUAACAUGCAGUAAAUUCAAAGUAAGCUACUGUGUCUCUUGUGUAUUUCGGCAACAAGAGCGCCAGAUGGGCGUAGGGAUUUGUGCUAGUAAUGGGUCGUUGAACGGAUCUUUUUGGUGAACGUCGGGAACUGAAUCGCAUCGGUGAAAGAGCCGUUCAUUUGGUGCCCUGAUUUUGCACACUGCUUUUUGAGCUCAAAAGAUUUUCUACGGAUAAGUUACAAAAUAAUGAGGAUGAAUCCUCACUGCAUAAACAAUAAAUGUGGGGAGAGCAAGUAAAUCUGGUCCACGCUCUUUUUUGCAGUGCGUUAAGAAAAACGUAAUAUUCCAUAUUUGGCCAGUUAAAAAUGUAUUUGAAUGCGCAUUUCACGAGCUGACAUAAUGGCAGACUUUUGGGCUUCACAUUGGGGAUUAUUUUUUUAUUUUAUUGUUCUAGGUCGUUUUUUUAAGCAUUGUGGAAAAAAAGAGCCGUUUGGGAGCCAAAUGAGCCGGCUCGCCGAAAAGACUCGGAAUGCCCAUCACUAAUCUGUGCCAAGUGAACACGCCCCUGUUCUAAAGCAGUGGCUUUGCCCAGCAGGAAUCCGCCUAACCACGACCUAUUUUUGCCCAGAUGUUGCAAACAGGCUUUUUUAAUGUUAUGUAGCCUACUACUGUGCGUGACUGACUGACUGCCUACCUCUGGUAUCUCUUAAACAUUGCUCUCUUUCUCCCUCCCUUGAAACCACUAUUGAGCCCUCUGUCCCACUCUGUCUGUCUCUUUGUUUUUGUGUCCCCUUGUCCCUCUCUCCUUUGAACUCUCUCUGUCUAUUCCCCUCUCCCUCAUGUCUCUCUCUCUCUCUCUCUCUCCCUCUCUUUCUGUAUAUCCCAUAUUCCUUCGUCUAUCUGUGUCUCUCUGUCUUUCUGUAUAUCCCCUAUAUACCUUCGUCUGUCUGUUUCUCUCACCCCCCUCUCCCUUCAUCCCUCGCCCAGUCCCACAGGUUCUCAUGUGGAGUGGUGUAAGCAGCUGAUAGCAGCCACCAUCUCCAUCCAGAUGUCAUCCAUACCCCCAGACACUGCAUCCAGAGACUUCAAGGUUGGGAGAAGGACAGAUCUCCCAAGGGUAAGGUUAACCAUAGCAGCAGCAGUGUUGCUUGUGUGUGUGUGCUUACACGCUCUAUGUACCCAGUGUAGAGUGAUUUAGGUAGUCUUCCUAUGCUGAGUCUUUUCUAUAGCAACUGACUCAUUCAUGCAAUGUCAUUCUUUUUGCAAAGGCCACAGUCAACCUUUUGUCUGUCUCUCUCUUUGCACUGUUCAGAAAGCAUUAUUUUAGUCUGUUUCUGAAUUGAGGUUAUAGCUUUUGUAUUCAGUGUGUCAAUGCUUCUCUUGCUGUCUGUUGCAGCUUUGCCUUCCGGGGAUACACCACUGUUCAGGGGUCUGCUAGGCCUAUCCUUUAGCUCUGUGUGUUUUGUGUAUGUGAGUGUUAACCCGGAGAGUGUGGUUGUGUGUGUAGUAACUCGGUGUGUGCGGUUGUCUGUAACCCACAGGUGUCCAAGAGGCCUGUUCUCAGGGUAAGAUUUGAUGACUGGUGGCAUCUACCCAACAGCCUUUUUAAUAUUUGUAGGUUAUCUUAGUACAACCUGUCAAGGAGUGUGUUUCUUUGUGAUUACCUACAUAUCGUUUAUUUGUGAUGUUCUACUUCUAUUUUUAUGGUUGUCAGCUAGUUCUUUGUGCAGUAGUUUGUAGGAGCUGUCAUGCUGUUUGUACCUGUAGCUAUUACUUUCAAGGAUAAAGAUACUGCGGGUCUACAGCCUUCAAGGUCAAGGCCAGCGUUUCCCAAACCAGAGGUCGCGACCCCGUGUGGGCUCGCCUGAUUUGAAAAUAGGGUUGCGAGAGAAAGUCCGAAAUAUGUUUUUCAUUGUGCUUCAUUCAUGGAACACUGGUUUCGUCAGUAGCCUCCGGUAGCCACUAGAUAUGGUUGUAAUAAACCGAGCCGUUUCUGUUUACUUACUACAAAUGUGGCUCUAUCUUUUCUAAAUCAAACUGGGGGGAAAAUAACAGAAUCAAUAACCAGGUUUCCAUCCAACCUUUUUAUUAGAGUAAGGGAAAUGCCGGAUAAAAAAAUGUCACGACAGGCCUGAUGGAAACAGCAAAUUUGCCGCUUAACUUUCCAAAUGUCAACAAAAUCUUUUUGUGUCGGUAAAAUGUAUUAUGUGUGGAAUCGCCUUUAUGCGCAAAUAUUGAUAUAAUAACCAUCAUAUCGAAGUGAACUUGGAGUCACAAGAUAAUGUGUUGUGGUCCUCCCACUACGACUCGUGAAAACGUGCAGUUUAUUAAGGCUGCAGAUGAAAUAAGUUACUUCACAGGGUGCUGAAAGUGCACAGCAAUGAGGUUGAUGCUCCUUUCCAAUAACUAUAGAGGGUUUUAUUCUAGUGACAUGAUGAUAGAUGCUUGACUGCCGUUUGACAAAUAAAAAGAAUCUCGCUCUUUUGUCCAUAAUAAUCUCAUCGUGAAGUAGGCUAUACCUGCACUGUAUCUGUGAGCUGUUGGCUAGAGUGCACGUGCCAAUAUCAGAGAGGACACACUCGCUAUAUAACGCAACAAUUUGUGUGACAAAAUCAUCAUUGGAAUUUCGUGGGCUCCCGAGUGGCGCAGCAGUCUUAAGGCACUGCAUCUCAAUGCUAGAGGCGUCACUACAGGCCCUGGUUUGAUUCCAGGCUGUAUCACAACCGGCCGUGAUUGGGAGUCCCAUAGGGCGGCGCACAAUUGUCCCAGCGUCGACCGGGUUUAGCCGGUGUAGGCCGUCAUUGUAAAUAAGAAUUUGUUCUUAACUGACUUGCCUAGUUAAACAAGUCAAUUUGAUGUAAGCACCUCUGGUGGGGAAAUGUACAUAUUGUUUUAUGCAGAUUUUAGAAUGUUCUCAUUAAAAUCUGUUGCCAAUUGGAUGGUAACCAGGCUAAUAAUGAUGUUCUUUUAUACACAGAAAAUCCUACAAACUCAUUAACUGAUGGUCUUCUCAACUUCUCUAUACCAUUUCUGAUGCAUUUGUCAUUUCAAACCAUACUUCCUACAUAUUGAAAUACUGUCAAAAAUACUGUCAGACUGAUUUACAAUAUACUAAACAUUAGCCGUUGAUUACAUCACUUUUCUUUUCCAUAGUGAGGUCGCAGCUUUGCUCCCUUCUUCACUUCCGGUUAGAACUCUACUGACUCUAACUAUUCUAAUUUCUCCACAGUGCUUCACCCACUUAAUGCUCACGUCCGGUCUCUGUGACCUUCUAGGCCUCAAAGACCCUUUUAUCAACCUCUCUGCCCCUUCUGCAUUCUCUCUUUCUCUCACGUUCUCUCUCUCAUUUUCUCUUUCCUCAUUUUCUCUCUUGUUCUCUCACCAUAACUUGCAACUGUAAGAGAAUUAACUCUUCCCUUCGUUCUCUCUUUCUCUCCGCUUCCACGCUUGCCUUGCCUCCCAUCUUGGUCCAGGACUUUAUGGAAAGGGGGCAUUGUUACCAAGGCGAUAGGGACUCUGAGCUUCCCCCCCACGCUUUGGCUCUCAGAGACGGAACCAUGCAGGUCCAGAUGGAUGAGGUUCCACUGGUUCCGGGAGAGACCAUCAAGGCUGUGGCCAAGGAUGUGAUGUACAUCUGUCCCUUCACUGGCUUGGUGACAGGAACCCUCACCAGCACCGACUAUAAACUAUACUUUAUCAGCCUGGAGAGGGAUACUCCGUUCAUCCUGGAUGUGAACCUGGGAGCGAUCAGUCGUCUCGAGACCAUCAGUGUCCAGAGUCAUGGAGAGAACACACAGGGCAUGGAGAUAGUCUGUAAGGACAUGCGUAGUCCCAGGUUUGCCUAUAAGAAGGAGGACGCCAGCCAACCAGAGAUAGUGGAGGUUCUAACAAAACACACCUUCCCCCUAUCAAAUGGCCUGCCCUUGUUUGCCUUCCUGUAUAAGGAGAAGUUUCUUGUGGACGGAUGGAAGGUGUACGAUCCCAUAUCUGAGUACAAGAGACAGGGUCUUCCCAACGAGAGUUGGACCAUCAGUAAGAUGAACAGUAGUUAUGAGGUGUGUGACACCUACCCUGCCCUGCUGGUCAUCCCCACAAGCAUCAAGGACGACGACCUCAAACGAGUUGUGGCCUUCAGGGCCAGGCACCGCAUACCGGUAUUGUCAUGGAUCCACCCGGAGAGCCAGGCCACUAUAGUCCGUAGCAGUCAGCCUUUAGUGGGACCCUCUGACCGGCGCUGCAAGGAGGACGAAAGAUACCUCCAGACCAUCAUGGAUGCUAACGCACAGUCUCACAAACUCACCAUAUUUGACGCCCGACAGAGCAGCGUGGCAGACAACAACAAGGCUAAGGAUGGUGGUUAUGAGAGUGAGAGUUUCUAUCACAACGUAGAACUCAACUUCCUGGAGAUCCCCAACAUCCACGUGAUGAGGGAGUCACUGAGGAAACUGAAGGAAGUGGUCUACCCUAGUACCGAUGAGGCUCACUGGCACUCUGCAGUCGACCAGACACACUGGCUAGAGUACAUGCGGGUCCUCCUUGUGGGUGCAGUGCGUAUAGCUGACAAGCUGGAGUCUGGUAAAACCUCUGUGGUGGUCCACUGUAGUGAUGGGUGGGACCGGACAGCCCAGCUCACCUCUCUGGCCAUGCUGAUGCUGGACAGCCACUACCGCACCCUCAGGGGUUUCCAGGUGCUGCUGGAGAAGGAGUGGAUCAGCUUCGGACACAAGUUCGCCGCGCGUGUGGGCCAUGGGGAUGAGAACCAUGCCAACUCGGAGAGAUCACCUCUCUUCAUCCAAUUUAUAGACUGUGUCUGGCAGAUGACCCGACAGUUCCCUGCAGCAUUUGAGUUCAAUGAGUUGUUCCUAAUCACCAUUCUGGACCACCUCUACAGCUGUCUCUUUGGUACGUUCCUCUACAACAGCGAACAGGAGAGAGUCGCCAAUAAAGUCCAGACUAAGACAGUCUCUUUAUGGUCCUACAUCAACAGUCAACCAGAGGACUUCACCAACCCGUUCUAUGUGGACUAUGAGCACCACGUCCUGUACCCUCUGGCUAGUGUUAGACACCUGGAGCUGUGGACCGGGUAUUACGUGCGAUGGAACCCCCGUAUGAGGCCGCAGAUGCCAGUGCACCAGAACCUGAAGGAGUUGUUGUUCCUGAAAGCUGAGUUACAGAGGAAGGUUGAAGAGCUACAGAGAGAAGCAUCUUCAUCACACGGCUCUCUUUCCUCUUCAUCAGAACGCACAUCAUCACCGUCACACAGCGGGGGCACGCCCCUACACACCACCGUCUGAAUACACACACACACAACACCGUCUGAUACACACACAUACCCCUACCAACACGUUUUCUUUGUGUUCCCCUAGUUUUUCACAUCAAGUGUUUUUAUCAUAGAGAAAAUAAGUACACACUUGUAACAAAGUCUUGUUCUUGGUUGUGUUCAAAUAAGAGAAAAGAUAUAUGGUAAUGUAAUUGUUGAAAGAAAUAUUACAGUAUUGAGAGAAAUGCACCAUAGUAUUUUUGUCGAACGUUGAAAGUGUAAAUAUAAAUAGAUGUAACUAAUAUAUUUCUACCGACCAAAAGUAGUAUACUCUUUACGCAUACUCUAUUACAAUUUCUAAUUGAUUUCAUAUUUCUAAACUAUCAACAGCACUUAACUGCCACAUUCCAGUAAGCAUGUAUUAAUAAGCAUGUUAUAUCAACUCAAUGGCAGCCUAUUCCCUAUAGGGCCCGUUCAAAAGUAGUGCACUAUGUAGGGAAUAGGGUGCCAUUUGGAGUGUAGUCUGAAUAAGAUCUCUCUCUCUCUGUACUAACUUAACCUGAUCCAGCUGUGCCAUAACUAUUACUCUAUAAUAUAAUGUGCCCCCUCUUCCUGUCCGUCCGUUUAAUGUGCCCUGACUGGAGGUUUACCUUUGUGUAUGUUGUGUUCCUAUCAACACGUUCCAUUGAAAGUCUCUGUGCACUUGUUUUUUUACUCUGCAUUUUUAGGUAAUUUUUUUUCUAUUCAAUGUGCGUUUAAUUUCUAUGCAAUGGUGAUAUCCAUAUGAUCUGUAUUAUAUCUUGUACUCUUGUUAUCUGUGGUAUUCCUUUGUGACUUUUCUUUCAUUGUGCUGAUGCCAAAUCCUCAUUUUAUGUUACCAAUUGCACCAAGAUGCUCUCCUUGCCCUCUGCCGACGUUAAUCAAUGGUAAUGUGGUCUGAGCUCGUAUCCCCAUUGUGGCUUUGAAGACACACUGCAGCAAUACUGCUAUCAUAUGAUACCCAUAUCCUUUUCCUUGAGGAUUAGAUCAAUAUCAUUUAAGCCUAACUAACCUUAAUGUCUUUGACAUGUGUGGUUUCUACUGUAUUAUGGUGGUUAUAACUGUUUCCUGUGUCGUGAUGGUUAUAACACUGUUUCCUGUGUCAAGCUUAUGUUCUCAUUACUGUGCUGUUCCGUGGUAAAUGUCAUAUGUAUUUGUUUAUUUUCCAAUUAUUAUAACCUAUUGUGUUUCUCUUAAUUAUUUUUUGGGUUGACAUGGUCAAAUAACUUAUGAAUCGAUUUGUAACAUAUUUUCUAUUUUGGCACACAGAACCUAGAGGCCAUGAGUAACUUGGUGUGUAAAAAAAAAAAUAAAAAAUGGCACGAAUUGGCCUAUAGGUGGUGCUGUUAUAAACAGUCUCACUUACGCCCUCAUAUCCGUCGCCCCGUUUGACCUAGAGACUUGAAACAUUGUAUGUAGGUGAACAAAUUUGCUUCAAGGACCCAUAAGGUCAGGAUAGAUUUUCCUCCAUCUUGAAAAUGUACAAAUAACACCAAAUUCGGUAUGUAGGCCCAUCUCUUAACUUAGCUUGAGCAACGCUAAAGUACAUUGUGUCAAACUCAUUCCACGGAGGGCUGAGUGUCGGCAGGUUUCGCUCCACCCUUGUACUUGAUUGAUGAAUUAAGGUCACUAAUUAUGGGGCGGCAGGUAGCCUAGUGGUUAGAGCGUUGGGCCUGUAAUUGAAAGGUUGCUGGAUCGAAUCACGAGCUCACAAGGUAAAAAUCUGUCGUUCUACCGGUGAGCAAGGCAGUUAACCCACUGUUCCCCGGGCGCCAAAGACGUGGGUGUCGAUUAAGGCAACCGCACCGCACCUCUCUGAUUCAGAGGGCUUGGGUUAAAUGCGGAAGACACAUUUCAGUUGAAUUCAUUGUUGGACAACAGACUAGGUAUCCCCUUUUUCUCCUUCCCACCGGAACCCGGUGGUCUUAAUUGAAAGGAAAAACCUGCAGACACUCGGCCCUCUGUGGAAUGAGUUUGUUACCCCUGAGCUAAAUGAUUGGUUGAGAGAUGGCCGAGUUAUUGAUAAAUCAGGACAUUUGAUUUGACGUGUAUUUAUAUCCUUUGUAAAUCCACUCCACAAUGGCCUGGAAUCAACUGGAAAUGUUUUAGGGCAUUGAAAUUAAAAAAGGAAACUUAACAAUUUACUUUUAUGACUAUAUAAUGGUAAUGCUUAAAAUAGUCAUAAAUAUUCUCAUGGACUAAAAGUCAGAAACUCAAUUUGGUAUUUGGACUUACAAUAGUCCCUAAGGAGUUUGAGAAAUAGUAUUAGCACAUAUGGUAAUAUGCAAAAAAAAAAAAACGUAAAAUGUUCUCCUGAACAAUAUGACCAAAUUGAAUGUAGGCUCAUAGUUUGAGAAAAGCUAAGGAAUUGGUCAAUAGAUGGCAGAGUUAUUGACAAAUCAAAAAUCUGUGUGUACAUUUAAAUCACUUCACAGUGGCCUAUCAACUUGAAACUUGUCGCUAUUUUGGUAUUAAUAUUUUUUUAAACAAGGAAACUAUUAACAUAAUUUAUUGAAUAUUCGAAACAUACAAUAUACUUGCAGUGAAGCCGCUCAACAACUAUAUCAUACCGGUCAUCCAACAGAUUCCCAUUCAGAGCAACACACAGAAGCAUCCAGGGUCAAUGCCCUGCUCAAGGGCACGUUGACCGAUCUACCACCAGGCCAAAAAACGUGAACCCGAACCCUCCAUUAGCUGUCCCUCAACCAUUUGAGACCCCUCCCACAGUCCCCCCCAGGAAGAAAAAUGUACAAUUAAAAAUACAAUUCCAUUCCCCACCCCCGAGAACUUUUUAAUGUUUUAUUUUGACUUUUUUAUCUUUGACCAUUAACUUUUAUCUUUGACCAUCAUUCUAUCUCCCACACAGCAUCCACUCCCACUUGUCUCCAAUUCCACAUACUAACCCUGAGCUUCCCUCAGCCCAUCCCAUCUGUCUCUGCUGGCCACCCACUUCGGGUUUCUACGCGACACAUAUCUUUCAACUAUGCUGUGAUGUUUAACGUACAAUUUCAAUCUAUCUGAUCGAAUAGAAUCCACAGACUGUGAGUUGAAGAUAAAUACUUUUACUACGAGUAUUAGUAAUUGACUGACCCUGCUUACAAUUGUAUGUGAUCACAUGUUAUGCGUUGGAAUACUUUGGAACAGAUUUCCAUAAUUAAAAUCACUUGGAGCUGAUUUGGUGUUUUUUUUUUAUGUCCAACAAUAAAAAUGAAAUAAAACAUUUUGCUCUGAAAACUUGGGCGACCAAAUAAAAUCACCUGUGGGUCAAAUUCAGCCUGCGGGCAACCAGAUGGGGAACCCUGUCCUACACGAUGGAGUGAUUGCUUUGUUAUCCAACUGAUCUUGUGUCUUUCCUUUCAUCCUGUGAACCCCGUUCAUUGCUGCUCACAGAUUUUUUAGCAUUCUGUGUUUUACCAUGUGUUUUUUUUUCAGUCAUCUAACAUGUCAAGCAUUCGGUAUUAUGCUUUGGUGCUUCUGUGAAUACUCUAAAUAAAUCCCAACCCCCUCGGAAA